UAUAUAGUUUUGAACGACUUGCAAAGACUCGACUGGAUAAUAAUUUGUGGUUAAAUAUCAAUUAUGUGUAAUAAUUUACUAUUCAAAUGAAUGAAAAUAACUUCCUGUAUGUUCGAUACCGGUUUUAUAAUUGAUAGAUGUUUAAUUUAUGAAACAAUAAAUCCGUGUGUUUCUUUAGGAAAUAUCUCGUUUGCAUAUUUCACAAAAGGUGUAAAUCGCUCAUAACAGCAUAAUUUACGACCAAUCAAAACUGACACUGUGAAAAAAAAUUAAUUUGGAAACGCUCAUUUUUCUUUUUUCAAAUUGAAGGAUACAGAAAGAGCAGAUGGAGGCUCCAACUUAUGUCACACUUGCCUUGUUAACACUUGGAUAUGCUGUAACAGUUGUAGUCAGCUUGAUAGAACCAGUGUCUCUACCAUACGACCUUGACCGUUGUAUAACACAGCAUAUAUUACAGUCGAAUACCUCUCAUACACCGCCUCAUUUGGCUGAGGCGUUCUGCGUGAAGAAGUUUAUUUUACAUAACCCUAAUUUGAGGGUGAAAGUGAACUUUACAACAGACGAGACUGAUUAUAUACAAUCCUUGUUCAGACAAGUAGAAGCAGACGCCGGUGAAGAUACUCAGAAAGGUAGAUUCAAACGGCAAACGGGAGGAUGGAGAAGACACCGGAGGGAAAUUAGAUCAGCGCCGUAUAUAGAGUGGCAACAGUAUGUUCGUGCAGUGACACGCUUGAAGAGGGUCCAGAGCGGAACCAAUGGAAGAAGCCGUUAUGAUACCUUGGCAGCAAUACACACUGCAGCAGUUGAUGAAGUACAUUUUGGUCCAUCCUUUUGUCCAUGGCAUAGACUUUAUCUAAUACUAGUUGAGACAGCUCUUCGAGUUCCCAUACCUUACUGGGACCCAACUGUUGAUGGUGCCAUGGACGACCCAACACAGUCCGUUGUGUGGACCAAUAAAUAUUUUGGUAACGGCAAUGGUCCGGUAGUGGUUGGUCCAUUUAGACAUUAUUAUACACCUACAGGACCACUUUCUCGUGAUAUUGGGUCUGAUGGACUUUUAUUCUCAAAAGAAAAUAUACAGCGGUUGUUUAGAUUUCGUUUUAAUAGAGAUAUUUUUGAACCGGCUUCAUUAGGUGAUCAGAUGUCUACAUUGGAAGGACAGCAUAACAUGGUACAUUUCUGGAUUGGUGGACAUAUGAAUGAAUUUGAAUACGCUGCAUAUGAUCCAGUGUUCUGGAAUUAUCAUGCAUACGUUGAUUAUGUAUGGGAAAAUUUCCGUAGAUUGCAAGUCAGGAGAGGUGUGAAUCCCGAGCUUGAUAUUGUGAGGUCUUGGCAACAAGAUCCGGAUAGUUUUGCAGUUGGAUUGCAAGGUUUAAGAAUUCGGGAGGGUUAUUCCGGACGAAUUGCAGGAAUGGUGACCUAUGAGUCAAUGCCAAAAUGUCCAGAAUGUGGGAAUAGUGCUGACAUGUAUUGCCGCCGAGAUGUCUGUGUAGCAACAAGUGGGUCUUAUAGGAGAAAUCGAAUCUCUUUUCCUCGUCGUGUGUUCAACCGUGGAAGUUUUAGAAACUUAUUCAGUCGUUUACGAGGGAAACGAAGUUUAAUAAGUCAAUUCAAUGGUGUUAAGGACACCAGUGUUGAAUUAACAGAUUUGGCUUUUGUGCCUGUGAAGGUAAUCAGAAAUCGGAAAGAAGACAUAACUAACUAUACCUCUCCCAACAUAACUACUGACAUUAGCCAAGAAUGUAUAAGACACCCAGAAACUCUGCACAAUAAUGUCAUUUACGUAGAGGCUGACGGACUAAACUAUAAAGGAAAGUAUAAAGACUCUACUUACGUGAAUCAGUCAGCUAUAAUUUACAUAGGUGCUCAGAAACCGACAAAUGAUACGUCGGAGGUCUUUAUAACUGCUUAUGACAGAUGUGGUAGAAUAUGUAUUCCGAAUUGUUUGGUCAAAGACAGUCAACCACCAAUAUAUAAAACAUGUACAGGGGCAAUUCGAAUAACAUCACAAAAUCCAGUUAUGUACUUAUCAUUUCCCUAUGACUCCGAACUCCAACAACAAGCAAAUACGACAAUACCACCAAUAGAAUUUCAUUGUACAUUCUGAAGAAUCAUUGAGUUGGUAAAACAUCUUACAUAUUGCAGAAAAUAAUUAUUUGGAUAAAGGUUUAUUGUAGUUUUAAGGAGAAAAAUACUGCUAAUUGAGCAUUAUGUUAUAAGAAGAAGAAAACGUCUUAAUUUUUCAGGUAUAUGCCACCUAUAGUACAAGAUAAUUAAACAGAAAAACGCGGAUAAAUAAAACACAAAGCAAAUAAUACUGAAUUCAAAGAAUUAGUGACAUGGCCCUUUUUAAAUUUUCAAAAAAACAAGUUAGAUAUAAAGAUAAUGAUAAUAAAAUUAAAAUAAAAGUUGGGCAGAUAUAUCAGUAUGUUUCAAUAUUUGUUUAAAAAACAAAUAAAAAAACCCACUACAAAUCAGAAUAGCACAAUUGCAAUCCGUCCCGUAAGAUAGUAUCAAUGAUACCUUGAAUGCAGUUGACACCAGAAAUAUAAGCCUGGUUGAUAUCUAUGAUCAGUUUUUGCAUGCUUAGAAAUAAAUGUGUGAAUGUAGAUUUCCCAUUCGUGUCAAAAACGUAUACAUUAGUCCUUUGAAACAUGUGGUUAUUUUUCUUCUUGUUUGACACAUUUUAGUGUAUAGUUUUCAGACAAGAGGGAGCGAAAAGAGCCAACUACGUGUAUCUGAUGAAAUGUAUAAGAAAUUAAAAAAAAUGUUUGUCAUUGAUUGAAUGCAUAAAUAUACAAAUUCUUUUCUUGUGUAUAAUUUGUAAUGAAUAUGCUGUUUGGGUUAUACCCCCUGUUUCAAAUAAUUAACGUCGUUGACAUAGGAACAUCGAUGAAAUAUGAA
This is a messenger RNA of Mytilus trossulus (common blue mussel), 2904 nucleotides long. Its product is annotated as tyrosinase-like protein 1. The record is from RefSeq and is a predicted model, not a curated record. Lineage: Eukaryota; Metazoa; Mollusca; Bivalvia; Mytilida; Mytilidae. The transcript is spliced from 4 exons. The coding region runs from base 326 to 2107 and encodes 593 amino acids. Gene Ontology annotation, molecular function: oxidoreductase activity.